This is a messenger RNA of Zalophus californianus (California sea lion), 4911 nucleotides long. RefSeq names its product G protein subunit alpha transducin 1 (gene GNAT1). Gene Ontology annotation, cellular component: heterotrimeric G-protein complex. The record is from RefSeq and is a predicted model, not a curated record. The transcript is spliced from 9 exons. Lineage: Eukaryota; Metazoa; Chordata; Mammalia; Carnivora; Otariidae. The coding region runs from base 2301 to 3353 and encodes 350 amino acids. Gene Ontology annotation, biological process: adenylate cyclase-modulating G protein-coupled receptor signaling pathway. Gene Ontology annotation, molecular function: G protein-coupled receptor binding; G-protein beta/gamma-subunit complex binding; GTP binding.
AUUUGAUCGUUGGUUUCUCACCUGGCUUUGCAGUGGGCUCUGUGCCAGGCGCUAAGGACUCAUUAUCGGCAAGACAGGGCUACAGCCCUCACAGUCUGGCUGCCCCCACCCUGAAAACUGACAAAAUUCCCAACCUUCCUGCUUCCUUCCAGCCGGAUCUCAGCAGAGGAACUGGCAUGAGCAAAUGUCCACGGGUGGGGAAGGCCAGGGCAGGUGGGGUGCUGCUGGACAGGAGAAAGUGGGGCUGGGGGCUCUGAUCCAAAUUUAAUGAGUCAAGCCCUGGCAGAGGAAGCUAAGAGCUGGGGAGGCCUAUGGGUCCAGCCGGGCUUAUGGCCAUAUCUGGUGGGCAAGGGGAGCCAGAGGGGGACUGGGAGACAGUGGAUGGCCCCACUCUAAGUAAACCCAAUAAGCAGAAACCAGAUUUGCCUUGGUGUAACAAACCUGGGCUCCUGCAAUGCCCCAAAUCCCUAGGGGCUGCAGAGCCACCCCCACCCCCAGGGUCGACUCACAACGUGGGGGGUGGAGGAUGGAUGGAACCUGGAAGCUGAAAGUGGCACAGAUAAUCUGUUGUUUCUGGACAGACCCCACCUGCCCACCCAGCAGGGUAGAUGUGAAGCCACCAGCCUCUGGUAGGAGCCAGUAUCCAUUUCCCACAGGCUUGGGGACAGUCUCCACUACUCAGGAUCUGAGGCCCUGGCACCCCCUCGUGGUCUCUUGGGUCUGCAACAGAGUUGAGUACUACAAGGCAGCCAGAUUUCCAGGAGGAGUCCAGCCAGAAGGCUCAGGGUCUCUGGAGGGAGCCUUGGGAGCCCGGGGUUUGGGUCUUCCUAUAGGUGGUGAAAAAUCUCCAGAGCCUGGGAACUUUAGGCUUAAUUGAACGACUUCCACCCAGCAGUACUCCUUGUUCCGUCUGAACCUAUACGCAGACCCUAGACCCCCUCAGCUGAGGCAGGCAUGCCCUACAUGCCCUUAAGCAGGUCUCCGACACCCACAGGGAACAGAUCAGGAGAGGGACAGGAAGUGAGUCUCUCCUCCAUGCCCCUGGGAGCACCUGCCUUGGGACUCAUUUUCCCCAUCUGACGACAGGCCUGCAAAAUAUGCUCUGGAAGAGCCUGGCCAUCUCGGCAUGUCAGAGACCUUGUUGCGCUCAGGCACACGUGUACACAUAGGCACAGGCACGCGCAAGUGUGCACACAUACAGGCGUGCACACGCAAGUGAGCACACAUACAGGCAUGCACAUGCAUAAGUGUACACACGCACAGGCGAAAACCACAGGCUCGUGCACGCUAUCACACACACCGGCUCAUGUGUGCGUGUUUUUACAUCCAUACACAAAUACCCAGGUGCACGUGUGCACAUGAGGAAGAGAAGGAACAAAAGCGUGUCGACACGUGCACACGUGCUCCCAAGGCACGGGUGCACAUGCAAGUGUACACAUGAACAAACGUGUCAUGUCAUUGUUUGGUUUGUUGCCAGCAAAGGAUAGACACACACACACCCAGGCACACACAGCAGACAUGCAGUGCCCCCCCCCCCGUCUGCUGGAGUCGUGGAGGUAUGUAGAGGCCCUGCCCAGGUCAGAUCCCAGCCCUCGGUACAGGGCAAAUGCAAUGUCCUCCCUUCCUUCUUGACUCUGCAGAGCAUAGAACCCUGGUCCAGAGUCACCCAGCCCUUCUCAACCACUUCCUUCUGUGUGACCCUCUGAGCCUCUCCUUCCUUAUCAGUAGAAUGGGGCUGAUGACGUGGGUGCGCAUCCACCAGGGCCCAUGUGAGCUUACAAAAUAAGGAGCAGUGCUGGGUCCAGUGCUGGACAUGGGCAGGUGCUCCACGCUUGGCUCUCCCUCUAUGCCCUGCUACCAGCCCCACCUCCCUGCCCCCACCCUAGGGGCUCAGGGUCCUAUUCUCCCCCUUCUAAGCCUGGACCCUACGGAACAUGUCUCCCUGCUCCGGCGCAGGGGCUGGACUGUCUCCACGGUCUCUCCUAGAGGGUUGGGGCUCGUAGAGAGGGGUGCAAAGUCAGCAGCUGAGGGAUUGGGGCCAUGCCAGCCUGAUUAGAAGGGCUGGGGGCUGAGCUGGAUUCACCUGUCCUUGUCUCUCAUUGGCUCUUGGGAACCCCUGGCCCCCAAAUCCCACUAAGCAGCAUCACCCGGGCCUGCACAGGUCUGGGGAAAGCCAGUUGAUUGCCAGUCCCGGAGUCAGAAGGGUGUUGGGAGACCUGAGGCCGGCCCGAGCCCGGCUCUGGGGAUCCCCUCCAUCUAGAAGAGCCAACUAACCACCCUGUUCACCUGCUGCUGGGACCAUGGGGGCUGGGGCCAGCGCUGAGGAGAAGCACUCAAGAGAGCUGGAAAAGAAGCUAAAAGAAGAUGCUGAGAAGGAUGCUCGAACUGUGAAACUGCUGCUUCUGGGUGCGGGUGAGUCCGGGAAGAGCACCAUUGUCAAGCAGAUGAAGAUUAUCCACCAGGAUGGGUACUCGUUGGAAGAGUGCCUCGAGUUCAUUGCCAUCAUCUACGGCAACACACUGCAGUCCAUCCUCGCCAUCGUGCGCGCCAUGACCACGCUCAACAUCCAGUAUGGAGACUCUGCCCGCCAGGACGACGCCCGGAAGCUGAUGCACAUGGCGGACACCAUCGAAGAGGGCACGAUGCCCAAGGAGAUGUCGGACAUCAUCCAGAGGCUGUGGAAGGACUCGGGUAUCCAGGCCUGUUUCGAACGCGCCUCUGAGUACCAGCUCAACGACUCCGCCGGCUACUACCUCUCGGACCUGGAGCGCCUGGUCACCCCGGGCUACGUGCCCACUGAGCAGGAUGUGCUGCGCUCGCGUGUCAAGACCACAGGCAUCAUUGAGACGCAGUUCUCCUUCAAGGACCUCCACUUCCGGAUGUUCGAUGUGGGCGGGCAGCGCUCAGAGCGCAAGAAGUGGAUCCAUUGCUUCGAGGGUGUGACCUGCAUCAUCUUCAUCGCGGCGCUGAGCGCCUACGACAUGGUGCUGGUGGAGGACGACGAAGUGAACCGCAUGCACGAGAGCCUGCACCUGUUCAACAGCAUCUGCAACCACCGCUACUUCGCCACGACGUCCAUUGUGCUCUUCCUCAACAAGAAGGACGUUUUCUCCGAGAAGAUCAAAAAGGCGCAUCUCAGCAUCUGCUUCCCGGAUUACGACGGGCCCAACACAUACGAGGACGCGGGCAACUACAUCAAGGUGCAGUUCCUCGAGCUCAACAUGCGACGCGACGUGAAGGAGAUCUAUUCCCAUAUGACUUGUGCUACCGACACGCAGAACGUCAAAUUUGUCUUCGACGCCGUCACAGACAUCAUCAUCAAGGAGAACCUCAAAGACUGCGGACUCUUUUGAGCUCUCCACCCCACCUCACUGCAGCAGACCCCACCGCAGGAUAUCAGGUGCUGCCCCAGCUCUCCAGACCCAUUCCAUGACCUGGUGCUGGCCCCCAAUUCCCAGGCCCCACCCUGGCCCCUCAGGCUCCGUCCCACGGCCCACCACCACCCUGCAAUCUGGGUGCACAAGUCCCACCCACCUAGUCUCUUCUGACCCCGCCCUAAUCCCUCUGGUGUCGCUGUUUACAAGCCCACCUCCACAGUGCUUCUCAGCCUAAAGCCAAUUAUUUUGGAGCUCAGGGAUGUUGACUCACUUCCUUUUUUCUGUUCACAGGUGCCUGAACUCAUGCGUGUCCCUGACGCCCUGUAGCCCUAGCCCACAGGAGCCUAUCAGCCCCCCAGAACUCCUGAGCCCCAGCCUGUGGCCCCACCAGCCACACACCCAAAACUCUGAGCCCCACUAGCCUUGAGGCCCCGACACUCCCCCGUGUCUCCCAGAGCCCAGUGUGCCCAGCCCCACUGCUGCCCUUCACGGCCUGGCUGCGCUGGCCUCCAGGACCCACCCCAGCCCGCCCCAGCUAGGAACAGGCAGGACCUGGGAUGGUUAGAGCUCGCAGUGACUCAGCAGUGCCCCACUGACCAAUCUCCUGCAGGUCUCUCUCCCCAGCGGGCCCAUGACUCACCUGGUGGGUCUGGGCUCAGCAAACAGCCCUCCCUCCCAGUUUCAUGAAGAGCGGGGGAGCAGGCAGAGAUCCCUCCUCCAAGGCUUACCAUCAGCCCAUUCCAGCCUUACCACCUCCAUGUGACAAGCCUGACACCUGUCUACCCAGUGGCCAGUGACUGUCCCUCUCAGUAGCUUCAGGGGUCCAAAGUCCAAGCCACUCUGGCCCGUGUGGCUCCUGCAUGGAUGAAUUAGUGAGUGGGGGGCACACCUGGGAGCUCCUGGGUGUCAGGAAGAGAUUCAAGCUGGACCCUUCCCCACACAGCAGGCUCAGAGUAACCCCCGGUCCCCUUCCCCCACAGGCUCUGCCCCCUCCGUCCUUGGACACCAGAUCCAUGUCCUACCUCACCCCCACCCACCCACAGUGCUCCAGGCCAGCCGGCCAAGGGGAUGGUCUGUUGAGGGAGGGUACUGUUGACACCAGCGGUGACCAAUGGUCAAACUGUCCUGAGGGGUGGCUGGGGGCAGAGUCCAGCUCCAUCGAUCAGCCCCAGGCAGAGCAUUUGGGAAAUGACUGAGGCCCAGGUUGGGCCCAGAGUGGUCUACCUCAGGUGGGGUCACAAGCAAACCCACGUAACCCUCUUGUCCCUGCCAGCAACUUCUCGAACCCUUUCCAUUCAGGCCCAUUCCCUGGCAGGAAAAACUGAGGGCCAUGUCCGAAUUUUGUCAGGGACAGAGGUUCAUCUCCCUGUAUCCCUGCUCCCAGCUCCUCAUCAGGCCCUGAGUCCUUGCUGAUGCCUGUGAGCCAAGACCUGUGCUAAGUCGAGGACAGGGGCCUCCAUCUCUCAAGGCCAGAUGACAGGCUGCACUCCCCUCGGGUAGAUGCACAGACUCAGCAAUAAACCUUUGCAUCAGG